GUGAUUAUUUAUUUUUGAGUAAAUGGAAAAAAGAAGAGGAAAACAGGCAGUAAAGCAGAGAGAGAUGAAACAGUUAAAGAAGUUUCCAUUGACAAGCAAAGCUUCUUCUUCUUCACAUCACAGAUCCAUCUGAAUAAUCAUCAUCAUCAUCUUCUUCAUUGCUUAUGAUGUCUUCCGUGAAGCAAAAUCAACAACAAUCUUCAUUCCACACUCUCUUCUCUCUUCGUGGUUCACUCCUAACCCUAGCAAUCCUUACUCUUCUUUCAUUCACCUAUCUUUCUCUCAAAUACUCAACCCCUUCAUCUCAGGGGCCAGAAUCAGUUAAUGUGAAGGUGGUAGAUGCAGGAAAAAAUGAGGAGGAAGAUGAUGGUGGUGAUGAAUUUGGCGAUGUGUAUCAUUCGCCACGAGUGUUCAAGUUGAAUUUCGCGGAGAUGGAGAAGAAGUUUAAGGUUUAUAUAUAUCCAGAUGGGGAUUCCAAGACUUUUUAUCAGACACCAAGGAAGCUUACUGGAAAGUAUGCUAGCGAGGGGUAUUUCUUUCAGAAUAUUAGGGAGAGUCGUUUUCGGACUCUUGAUCCUGAUGAGGCUCAUUUGUUUUUCAUUCCUAUUUCGUGUCAUAAGAUGCGUGGAAAGGGCACAUCUUAUGAGAAUAUGACCAUAAUUGUACAAAAUUACGUGGAAAGCUUGAUAUCCAAGUAUCCUUAUUGGAACAGAACCCUGGGUGCUGAUCACUUCUUUGUCACUUGUCAUGAUGUUGGUGUAAGGGCAACAGAAGGACUUCCAUUACUUGUGAAGAAUUCCAUUCGAGCAGUGUGCUCCCCAAGCUAUGAUGUUGGAUUCAUUCCACAUAAAGAUGUUGCUCUCCCUCAAGUGCUGCAGCCAUUUGCUCUUCCAGCUGGGGGGAAUGAUGUAGAAAAUAGGACUAGUCUUGGAUUUUGGGCUGGUCAUCGUAACUCUAAAAUUAGAGUUAUUCUUGCACGUGUAUGGGAAAAUGACACAGAACUUGAUAUUUCAAAUAACCGAAUCAGUAGAGCUACCGGGCAUCUAGUGUACCAGAAAAGAUUUUACAGCACUAAGUUUUGUAUAUGCCCUGGUGGAUCACAGGUUAAUAGUGCUCGAAUAGCAGAUUCUAUCCAUUAUGGAUGCAUACCUGUGAUAUUAUCAAAUUACUAUGACCUUCCUUUUAAUGAUAUUCUUGACUGGAGAAAAUUUGCUGUUGUACUCAAGGAGAGUGAUGUAUACCAGCUUAAACAAAUCCUCAAAAACAAAUCGCAGGAUGAGUUUGUUGCACUUCAUAAUAAUUUAGUAAAGAUUCAGAAACACUUCCAGUGGAAUUCGCCUCCAGUCAGAUAUGAUGCCUUCCAUAUGGUUAUGUAUGACCUCUGGUUACGCCAUCACACAAUCCAAUACUGAUUCUAAGGGCUUGGUUGUUUCUGCGGUAGAUGAAUGUCCAACGCGCAUCAGGAUCAAAACUACAGUUUAUAGCUUCUGGUAAAUCAUGGCCGAUCGGCAUCUGAAUACAAGUUGAGCGUGUGUGGAAGUGAAACCAAACAAAGAUCAAGACUCACUUUUGUUUUGUAUACUCCCUUUACUUCAGUUAUAGUAACCCAGAGAGGCACUGUAAAUAACUACGUUACAGUUUUGUAUGUAACAGCUAGUUUUUCGAUAUUCUUGCAUCUGCAAAGUUUUAUAUUUAGCAUUUCCCUUAUUUAUUUGCUAUGAA
This is a messenger RNA of Medicago truncatula (barrel medic), 1722 nucleotides long. RefSeq names its product probable glycosyltransferase At5g03795. The record is from RefSeq and is a predicted model, not a curated record. The transcript is spliced from 6 exons. NCBI's taxonomy places the organism in Eukaryota, Viridiplantae, Streptophyta, Magnoliopsida, Fabales, Fabaceae. Gene Ontology annotation, molecular function: glycosyltransferase activity. Bases 165 to 1412 code for a protein of 415 amino acids.